GCCGCCUUGGGCCGCGCAUGCGCCGCAGCUCCCCUUUCGACCCAGCCCAGCGUCUCCCUGAGGUCGGGGCCGUCAUGGCGGCCCGUCCGGUCCUGAGGCCCGCCCUCCUCCGGGUCGGGCAGCGCACCGCACGGGGCUCAUCGCCUCCACAUGCAUGUCGUGGGGUGGGACAGACUGGUCUUGGUGGAGACUUGGCCCUCGGCCGUCGUCGCUGGGCCUCCACCCUCAGCGAAGCGUUGGGCGAGGGAGCCCCGCCAACCCGCGCGCCCGACUUCGACUGGUUCUUCGGCUUCGAGGAGGCGCGGGGGCUGCUGCUGCCCUUGCUGGAGGAGGGAGCGGAGCCGUCGUCCUCGUCCUCGUCCUCGUCGCCCCCGGCCCCGCUGGGCGUGCUGGACGUGGGCUGCGGGACGUCGGGGCUGGGCCCGGGCCUGUACGCCCACUGCCCGCUGCCCCUCGACGUGCUGGCCGUCGACGUCGACGGCGACGCGGUGGCCCGCGCGAGGCGACUCUUCGAGGCCGGAGGACGACGGCCGGUGCGGGCGGGCCAUCCCGCCUCCCGCCUGCGCUUCGCGCGGGCCGACGGCCGCGCCCUGGGCCCCGCCUGCCCGCCGGCCUCCCGCCACGUGGUGGUGGACAAGGGCACGUGGGACGCCGUGCGGCGGGCCGACGGGCCGGCGGGGGCCGAGCGGCUGCUGGCCGAGUGUCUGCGGGUGCUGCGGCCCCGCGGGACCCUGGUGCAGCUGACCGACGAGGACCCGGACGCCCGCCUGCCCUGCCUGGAGCGGCGGGCGGGGCGCCGCCCCGUCACCGUCCACCCGCUGGGACCCUUCGGGGGCGUCGCCUACUUCGCCUACCUGGUCCGGCCGCUUCCGUGAGCACGCUUGCCCGGCCUGCCCCGUCCUCGCGGGCCCGGGGACGACGGGCGGGUGCCGCCGCGGGUUCGCCCCGGGCGGGGCCGGUCACGGCUCGCUGCCGUCUCCUGCUUCCCCAAGCGCCUGCUACGGCGCUCUGCACACGGGUGGCCCUUAAUAAAGACGAACCGACGGGUC
Molecule: messenger RNA, 1049 nt
Organism: Ornithorhynchus anatinus (platypus)
Lineage: Eukaryota; Metazoa; Chordata; Mammalia; Monotremata; Ornithorhynchidae
Gene: CSKMT
Product: citrate synthase lysine methyltransferase
Exons: 1
Coding region: 18-875 (285 amino acids)
Source: RefSeq, a predicted model, not a curated record